AUGGCGGCCUCGACGGACGGCCGCGAUGGCAUCUCAGGGCCGUCACCGGAGGACGAGGCGUCGCUGUGGGGGCGCCUCACCUUCGCGUGGGUGGGGCCGCUGAUACGGCUGGGCAACGCCAACGUGCUGCACGCGCCCGACCUGCCGCCCCUCUGCCCGCGCGACUCCACUGCUGCCGUCGCACCCUCGCUCAGGGCCGCGUGGCAGGCCGAGACGAACGCCACGCACAGGUGCUCCAGCAGAGUUGUAUUGGAUGCGUCACUUGUUGGCCCGCGUGCUAGUGACCGCAUUCGCGCUAGUGAGCGCAUUCGCGCUAGUGAGCGCAUUCGCGCUAGUGAGCGCAUUCGCGCUAGUGAGCACAUUCGCGCUAGUGAGCGCAUUCGCGCUAGUGAGCGCAUUCGCGCUAGUGAGCGCAUUCGCGCUAGUGAGCGCAUUCGCGCUAGUGAGCGCAUUCGCGCUAGUGAGCGCAUUCACGCUAGUGAGCGCAUUCGCGCGCCCCUUCGUGGCAGCGGGCGCUCUGGAAUCUCCUCUGCUCCCACCUGCUCCUCGCCUCGCCACUCUCUGCCCCUCAAGACUGCUUCUUUCCGCUUUCCCCCUCCCCCCUUUCUCCCCCUCUUUCCCUCUUCCCUCCCCCUCUCCCACCCACUGCCCCCCAUCUCUCCCCCCUGCCCCCAGGCAUCCCUCGCUGCCCCGUGCAUUGGUGAGCACAUUCGUGCGGCCCUUCAUGGCAGCGGGCGCACUCAAGCUCAUUCACGACCUGCUGCAGCUCGCCUCGCCGCUGCUGCUGCAGCAGAUCAUCCUCCACCUCAGCAUGACGUCAUUCCAUGUCAGCACAGCGCCCCCGCACUCAGCAGUCAACAGCUCAGCCGAAGGCCUCCUUGGUCCCUCGCUCUUCCUCCGCAACUCCUCGCUCCCCCCCCCUCCACCCUCACACCCUCCCUCCACCGCUCACUCCUCUCCGCCCCCUCCACCCACCCCACGAUCCCUGUCACUACCCCACUCCCAUCUCUCCCCCCAGCACCGCAACUCCUCGCUUGGAUCUUCCUCCCUUUCGUGUCUCUCGUCCCUCAAGCGGCUCCCCACACCCAGAGCCCAAUCGCCAACGCCACUCUUGGCUUCACGGGCCCCCUCACACACUCCUCAACUCACCCACUCCCUUCCUCCUCCUCGCACUUAUCCUCGUUAGUGGCCGCUUCACUACCAGCGUGGCUGCCGGGGCUGCUGCUAGCAGGGGUGUUGCUGGCGUGCAACGUGGGGCAGUCGCUCGUCGCCCAUCAGUACUUCCACCGCCUCUACCGCCUCUCCUCCCAUGUGCGUUCCUCUCCUCCCAUGUGCGUUCCUCUCCUCCCAUGUGCGUUCCUCUCCUCCCAUGUGCGUUCCUCUCCUCCCAUGUGCGUUCCUCUCCUCCCAUGUGCGUUCCUCUCCUCCCACGUGCGUUCCUCUCCUCCCAUGUGCGUUCCUCUCCUCCCAUGUGCGUUCCUCUCCUCCCAUGUGCGUUCCUCUCCUCCCAUGUGCGUUCCUCUCCUCCCAUGUGCGUUCCUCUCCUCCCAUGUGCGUUCCUCUCCUCCCAUGUGCGUUCCUCUCCUCCCACGUGCGUUCCUCUCCUCCCAUGUGCGUUCCUCUCCUCCCACGUGCGUUCCUCUCCUCCCAUGUGCGUUCCUCUCCUCCCACGUGCGUUCCUCUCCUCCCAUGUGCGUUCCUCUCCUCCCAUGUGCGUUCCUCUCCUCCCAUGUGCGUUCCUCUCCUCCCAUGUGCGUUCCUCUCCUCCCAUGUGCGUUCCUCUCCUCCCACGUGCGUUCCUCUCCUCCCAUGUGCGUUCCUCUCCUCCCACGUGCGUUCCUCUCCUCCCAUGUGCGUUCCUCUCCUCCCACGUGCGUUCCUCUCCUCCCAUGUGCGUUCCUCUCCUCCCACGUGCGUUCCUCUCCUCCCAUGUGCGUUCCUCUCCUCCCAUGUGCGUUCCUCUCCUCCCAUGUGCGUUCCUCUCCUCCCACGUGCGUUCCUCUCCUCCCAUGUGCGUUCCUCUCCUCCCACGUGCGUUCCUCUCCUCCCAUGUGCGUUCCUCUCCUCCCACGUGCGUUCCUCUCCUCCCAUGUGCGUUCCUCUCCUCCCACGUGCGUUCCUCUCCUCCCAUGUGCGUUCCUCUCCUCCCACGUGCGUUCCUCUCCUCCCAUGUGCGUUCCUCUCCUCCCAUGUGCGUUCCUCUCCUCCCAUGUGCGUUCCUCUCCUCCCACGUGCGUUCCUCUCCUCCCAUGUGCGUUCCUCUCCUCCCACGUGCGUUCCUCUCCUCCCAUGUGCGUUCCUCUCCUCCCACGUGCGUUCCUCUCCUCCCAUGUGCGUUCCUCUCCUCCCAUGUGCGUUCCUCUCCUCCCAUGUGCGUUCCUCUCCUCCCAUGUGCGUUCCUCUCCUCCCAUGUGCGUUCCUCUCCUCCCAUGUGCGUUCCUCUCCUCCCAUGUGCGUUCCUCUCCUCCCAUGUGCGUUCCUCUCCUCCCAUGUGCGUUCCUCUCCUCCCAUGUGCGUUCCUCUCCUCCCAUGUGCGUUCCUCUCCUCCCAUGUGCGUUCCUCUCCUCCCAUGUGCGUUCCUCUCCUCCCAUGUGCGUUCCUCUCCUCCCAUGUGCGUUCCUCUCCUCCCAUGUGCGUUCCUCUCCUCCCAUGUGCGUUCCUCUCCUCCCAUGUGCGUUCCUCUCCUCCCAUGUGCGUUCCUCUCCUCCCAUGUGCGUUCCUCUCCUCCCAUGUGCGUUCCUCUCCUCCCAUGUGCGUUCCUCUCCUCCCAUGUGCGUUCCUCUCCUCCCAUGUGCGUUCCUCUCCUCCCAUGUGCGUUCCUCUCCUCCCAUGUGCGUUCCUCUCCUCCCAUGUGCGUUCCUCUCCUCCCAUGUGCGUUCCUCUCCUCCCAUGUGCGUUCCUCUCCUCCCAUGUGCGUUCCUCUCCUCCCAUGUGCGUUCCUCUCCUCCCAUGUGCGUUCCUCUCCUCCCAUGUGCGUUCCUCUCCUCCCAUGUGCGUUCCUCUCCUCCCAUGUGCGUUCCUCUCCUCCCAUGUGCGUUCCUCUCCUCCCAUGUGCGUUCCUCUCCUCCCAUGUGCGUUCCUCUCCUCCCAUGUGCGUUCCUCUCCUCCCAUGUGCGUUCCUCUCCUCCCAUGUGCGUUCCUCUCCUCCCAUGUGCGUUCCUCUCCUCCCAUGUGCGUUCCUCUCCUCCCAUGUGCGUUCCUCUCCUCCCAUGUGCGUUCCUCUCCUCCCAUGUGCGUUCCUCUCCUCCCAUGUGCGUUCCUCUCCUCCCAUGUGCGUUCCUCUCCUCCCAUGUGCGUUCCUCUCCUCCCAUGUGCGUUCCUCUCCUCCCAUGUGCGUUCCUCUCCUCCCAUGUGCGUUCCUCUCCUCCCAUGUGCGUUCCUCUCCUCCCAUGUGCGUUCCUCUCCUCCCAUGUGCGUUCCUCUCCUCCCAUGUGCGUUCCUCUCCUCCCAUGUGCGUUCCUCUCCUCCCAUGUGCGUUCCUCUCCUCCCAUGUGCGUUCCUCUCCUCCCAUGUGCGUUCCUCUCCUCCCAUGUGCGUUCCUCUCCUCCCAUGUGCGUUCCUCUCCUCCCAUGUGCGUUCCUCUCCUCCCAUGUGCGUUCCUCUCCUCCCAUGUGCGUUCCUCUCCUCCCAUGUGCGUUCCUCUCCUCCCAUGUGCGUUCCUCUCCUCCCAUGUGCGUUCCUCUCCUCCCAUGUGCGUUCCUCUCCUCCCAUGUGCGUUCCUCUCCUCCCAUGUGCGUUCCUCUCCUCCCAUGUGCGUUCCUCUCCUCCCAUGUGCGUUCCUCUCCUCCCAUGUGCGUUCCUCUCCUCCCAUGUGCGUUCCUCUCCUCCCAUGUGCGUUCCUCUCCUCCAUGUGCGUUCCUCUCCUCCAUGUGCGUUCCUCUCCUCCCAUGUGCGUUCCUCUCCUCCCAUGUGCGUUCCUCUCCUCCCAUGUGCGUUCCUCUCCUCCCAUGUGCGUUCCUCUCCUCCCAUGUGCGUUCCUCUCCUCCCAUGUGCGUUCCUCUCCUCCCAUGUGCGUUCCUCUCCUCCCAUGUGCGUUCCUCUCCUCCCAUGUGCGUUCCUCUCCUCCCAUGUGCGUUCCUCUCCUCCCAUGUGCGUUCCUCUCCUCCCAUGUGCGUUCCUCUCCUCCCAUGUGCGUUCCUCUCCUCCCAUGUGCGUUCCUCUCCUCCCAUGUGCGUUCCUCUCCUCCCAUGUGCGUUCCUCUCCUCCCAUGUGCGUUCCUCUCCUCCCAUGUGCGUUCCUCUCCUCCCAUGUGCGUUCCUCUCCUCCCAUGUGCGUUCCUCUCCUCCCAUGUGCGUUCCUCUCCUCCCAUGUGCGUUCCUCUCCUCCCAUGUGCGUUCCUCUCCUCCCAUGUGCGUUCCUCUCCUCCCAUGUGCGUUCCUCUCCUCCCAUGUGCGUUCCUCUCCUCCCAUGUGCGUUCCUCUCCUCCCAUGUGCGUUCCUCUCCUCCCAUGUGCGUUCCUCUCCUCCCAUGUGCGUUCCUCUCCUCCCAUGUGCGUUCCUCUCCUCCCAUGUGCGUUCCUCUCCUCCCAUGUGCGUUCCUCUCCUCCCAUGUGCGUUCCUCUCCUCCCAUGUGCGUUCCUCUCCUCCCAUGUGCGUUCCUCUCCUCCCAUGUGCGUUCCUCUCCUCCCAUGUGCGUUCCUCUCCUCCCAUGUGCGUUCCUCUCCUCCCAUGUGCGUUCCUCUCCUCCCAUGUGCGUUCCUCUCCUCCCAUGUGCGUUCCUCUCCUCCCAUGUGCGUUCCUCUCCUCCCAUGUGCGUUCCUCUCCUCCCAUGUGCGUUCCUCUCCUCCCAUGUGCGUUCCUCUCCUCCCAUGUGCGUUCCUCUCCUCCCAUGUGCGUUCCUCUCCUCCCAUGUGCGUUCCUCUCCUCCCAUGUGCGUUCCUCUCCUCCCAUGUGCGUUCCUCUCCUCCCAUGUGCGUUCCUCUCCUCCCAUGUGCGUUCCUCUCCUCCCAUGUGCGUUCCUCUCCUCCCAUGUGCGUUCCUCUCCUCCCAUGUGCGUUCCUCUCCUCCCAUGUGCGUUCCUCUCCUCCCAUGUGCGUUCCUCUCCUCCCAUGUGCGUUCCUCUCCUCCCAUGUGCGUUCCUCUCCUCCCAUGUGCGUUCCUCUCCUCCCAUGUGCGUUCCUCUCCUCCCAUGUGCGUUCCUCUCCUCCCAUGUGCGUUCCUCUCCUCCCAUGUGCGUUCCUCUCCUCCCAUGUGCGUUCCUCUCCUCCCAUGUGCGUUCCUCUCCUCCCAUGUGCGUUCCUCUCCUCCCAUGUGCGUUCCUCUCCUCCCAUGUGCGUUCCUCUCCUCCCAUGUGCGUUCCUCUCCUCCCAUGUGCGUUCCUCUCCUCCCAUGUGCGUUCCUCUCCUCCCAUGUGCGUUCCUCUCCUCCCAUGUGCGUUCCUCUCCUCCCAUGUGCGUUCCUCUCCUCCCAUGUGCGUUCCUCUCCUCCCAUGUGCGUUCCUCUCCUCCCAUGUGCGUUCCUCUCCUCCCAUGUGCGUUCCUCUCCUCCCAUGUGCGUUCCUCUCCUCCCAUGUGCGUUCCUCUCCUCCCAUGUGCGUUCCUCUCCUCCCAUGUGCGUUCCUCUCCUCCCAUGUGCGUUCCUCUCCUCCCAUGUGCGUUCCUCUCCUCCCAUGUGCGUUCCUCUCCUCCCAUGUGCGUUCCUCUCCUCCCAUGUGCGUUCCUCUCCUCCCAUGUGCGUUCCUCUCCUCCCAUGUGCGUUCCUCUCCUCCCAUGUGCGUUCCUCUCCUCCCAUGUGCGUUCCUCUCCUCCCAUGUGCGUUCCUCUCCUCCCAUGUGCGUUCCUCUCCUCCCAUGUGCGUUCCUCUCCUCCCAUGUGCGUUCCUCUCCUCCCAUGUGCGUUCCUCUCCUCCCAUGUGCGUUCCUCUCCUCCCAUGUGCGUUCCUCUCCUCCCAUGUGCGUUCCUCUCCUCCCAUGUGCGUUCCUCUCCUCCCAUGUGCGUUCCUCUCCUCCCAUGUGCGUUCCUCUCCUCCCAUGUGCGUUCCUCUCCUCCCAUGUGCGUUCCUCUCCUCCCAUGUGCGUUCCUCUCCUCCCAUGUGCGUUCCUCUCCUCCCAUGUGCGUUCCUCUCCUCCCAUGUGCGUUCCUCUCCUCCCAUGUGCGUUCCUCUCCUCCCAUGUGCGUUCCUCUCCUCCCAUGUGCGUUCCUCUCCUCCCAUGUGCGUUCCUCUCCUCCCAUGUGCGUUCCUCUCCUCCCAUGUGCGUUCCUCUCCUCCAUGUGCGUUCCUCUCCUCCCAUGUGCGUUCCUCUCCUCCCAUGUGCGUUCCUCUCCUCCCAUGUGCGUUCCUCUCCUCCCAUGUGCGUUCCUCUCCUCCCAUGUGCGUUCCUCUCCUCCCAUGUGCGUUCCUCUCCUCCCAUGUGCGUUCCUCUCCUCCCAUGUGCGUUCCUCUCCUCCCACGUGCGUUCCUCUCCUCCCAUGUGCGUUCCUCUCCUCCCACGUGCGUUCCUCUCCUCCCACGUGCGUUCCUCUCCUCCCACGUGCGUUCCUCUCCUCCCACGUGCGUUCCUCUCCUCCCAUGUGCGUUCCUCUCCUCCCAUGUGCGUUCCUCUCCUCCCAUGUGCGUUCCUCUCCUCCCAUGUGCGUUCCUCUCCUCCCAUGUGCGUUCCUCUCCUCCCACGUGCGUUCCUCUCCUCCCAUGUGCGUUCCUCUCCUCCCAUGUGCGUUCCUCUCCUCCCAUGUGCGUUCCUCUCCUCCCACGUGCGUUCCUCUCCUCCCAUGUGCGUUCCUCUCCUCCCAUGUGCGUUCCUCUCCUCCCACGUGCGUUCCUCUCCUCCCACGUGCGUUCCUCUCCUCCCAUGUGCGUUCCUCUCCUCCCACGUGCGUUCCUCUCCUCCCAUGUGCGUUCCUCUCCUCCCAUGUGCGUUCCUCUCCUCCCACGUGCGUUCCUCUCCUCCCACGUGCGUUCCUCUCCUCCCACGUGCGUUCCUCUCCUCCCACGUGCGUUCCUCUCCUCCCACGUGCGUUCCUCUCCUCCCACGUGCGUUCCUCUCCUCCCAUGUGCGUUCCUCUCCUCCCAUGUGCGUUCCUCUCCUCCCAUGUGCGUUCCUCUCCUCCCAUGUGCGUUCCUCUCCUCCCAUGUGCGUUCCUCUCCUCCCACGUGCGUUCCUCUCCUCCCAUGUGCGUUCCUCUCCUCCCAUGUGCGUUCCUCUCCUCCCAUGUGCGUUCCUCUCCUCCCACGUGCGUUCCUCUCCUCCCAUGUGCGUUCCUCUCCUCCCAUGUGCGUUCCUCUCCUCCCACGUGCGUUCCUCUCCUCCCACGUGCGUUCCUCUCCUCCCACGUGCGUUCCUCUCCUCCCAUGUGCGUUCCUCUCCUCCCACGUGCGUUCCUCUCCUCCCAUGUGCGUUCCUCUCCUCCCAUGUGCGUUCCUCUCCUCCCACGUGCGUUCCUCUCCUCCCACGUGCGUUCCUCUCCUCCCAUGUGCGUUCCUCUCCUCCCAUGUGCGUUCCUCUCCUCCCAUGUGCGUUCCUCUCCUCCCAUGUGCGUUCCUCUCCUCCCACGUGCGUUCCUCUCCUCCCAUGUGCGUUCCUCUCCUCCCAUGUGCGUUCCUCUCCUCCCACGUGCGUUCCUCUCCUCCCACGUGCGUUCCUCUCCUCCCACGUGCGUUCCUCUCCUCCCAUGUGCGUUCCUCUCCUCCCACGUGCGUUCCUCUCCUCCCAUGUGCGUUCCUCUCCUCCCAUGUGCGUUCCUCUCCUCCCACGUGCGUUCCUCUCCUCCCACGUGCGUUCCUCUCCUCCCAUGUGCGUUCCUCUCCUCCCACGUGCGUUCCUCUCCUCCCACGUGCGUUCCUCUCCUCCCACGUGCGUUCCUCUCCUCCCACGUGCGUUCCUCUCCUCCCACGUGCGUUCCUCUCCUCCCACGUGCGUUCCUCUCCUCCCAUGUGCGUUCCUCUCCUCCCAUGUGCGUUCCUCUCCUCCCAUGUGCGUUCCUCUCCUCCCAUGUGCGUUCCUCUCCUCCCAUGUGCGUUCCUCUCCUCCCACGUGCGUUCCUCUCCUCCCAUGUGCGUUCCUCUCCUCCCAUGUGCGUUCCUCUCCUCCCAUGUGCGUUCCUCUCCUCCCACGUGCGUUCCUCUCCUCCCAUGUGCGUUCCUCUCCUCCCAUGUGCGUUCCUCUCCUCCCACGUGCGUUCCUCUCCUCCCACGUGCGUUCCUCUCCUCCCACGUGCGUUCCUCUCCUCCCACGUGCGUUCCUCUCCUCCCAUGUGCGUUCCUCUCCUCCCACGUGCGUUCCUCUCCUCCCAUGUGCGUUCCUCUCCUCCCAUGUGCGUUCCUCUCCUCCCACGUGCGUUCCUCUCCUCCCACGUGCGUUCCUCUCCUCCCAUGUGCGUUCCUCUCCUCCCACGUGCGUUCCUCUCCUCCCACGUGCGUUCCUCUCCUCCCACGUGCGUUCCUCUCCUCCCACGUGCGUUCCUCUCCUCCCACGUGCGUUCCUCUCCUCCCACGUGCGUUCCUCUCCUCCCACGUGCGUUCCUCUCCUCCCAUGUGCGUUCCUCUCCUCCCAUGUGCGUUCCUCUCCUCCCAUGUGCGUUCCUCUCCUCCCAUGUGCGUUCCUCUCCUCCCAUGUGCGUUCCUCUCCUCCCACGUGCGUUCCUCUCCUCCCAUGUGCGUUCCUCUCCUCCCAUGUGCGUUCCUCUCCUCCCAUGUGCGUUCCUCUCCUCCCACGUGCGUUCCUCUCCUCCCAUGUGCGUUCCUCUCCUCCCAUGUGCGUUCCUCUCCUCCCACGUGCGUUCCUCUCCUCCCACGUGCGUUCCUCUCCUCCCACGUGCGUUCCUCUCCUCCCAUGUGCGUUCCUCUCCUCCCACGUGCGUUCCUCUCCUCCCAUGUGCGUUCCUCUCCUCCCAUGUGCGUUCCUCUCCUCCCACGUGCGUUCCUCUCCUCCCACGUGCGUUCCUCUCCUCCCAUGUGCGUUCCUCUCCUCCCACGUGCGUUCCUCUCCUCCCACGUGCGUUCCUCUCCUCCCACGUGCGUUCCUCUCCUCCCACGUGCGUUCCUCUCCUCCCACGUGCGUUCCUCUCCUCCCACGUGCGUUCCUCUCCUCCCACGUGCGUUCCUCUCCUCCCACGUGCGUUCCUCUCCUCCCACGUGCGUUCCUCUCCUCCCAUGUGCGUUCCUCUCCUCCCAUGUGCGUUCCUCUCCUCCCAUGUGCGUUCCUCUCCUCCCAUGUGCGUUCCUCUCCUCCCAUGUGCGUUCCUCUCCUCCCACGUGCGUUCCUCUCCUCCCAUGUGCGUUCCUCUCCUCCCAUGUGCGUUCCUCUCCUCCCAUGUGCGUUCCUCUCCUCCCACGUGCGUUCCUCUCCUCCCAUGUGCGUUCCUCUCCUCCCAUGUGCGUUCCUCUCCUCCCACGUGCGUUCCUCUCCUCCCACGUGCGUUCCUCUCCUCCCACGUGCGUUCCUCUCCUCCCAUGUGCGUUCCUCUCCUCCCACGUGCGUUCCUCUCCUCCCAUGUGCGUUCCUCUCCUCCCAUGUGCGUUCCUCUCCUCCCACGUGCGUUCCUCUCCUCCCACGUGCGUUCCUCUCCUCCCAUGUGCGUUCCUCUCCUCCCACGUGCGUUCCUCUCCUCCCACGUGCGUUCCUCUCCUCCCACGUGCGUUCCUCUCCUCCCACGUGCGUUCCUCUCCUCCCACGUGCGUUCCUCUCCUCCCACGUGCGUUCCUCUCCUCCCACGUGCGUUCCUCUCCUCCCACGUGCGUUCCUCUCCUCCCACGUGCGUUCCUCUCCUCCCACGUGCGUUCCUCUCCUCCCAUGUGCGUUCCUCUCCUCCCAUGUGCGUUCCUCUCCUCCCAUGUGCGUUCCUCUCCUCCCAUGUGCGUUCCUCUCCUCCCAUGUGCGUUCCUCUCCUCCCACGUGCGUUCCUCUCCUCCCAUGUGCGUUCCUCUCCUCCCAUGUGCGUUCCUCUCCUCCCAUGUGCGUUCCUCUCCUCCCACGUGCGUUCCUCUCCUCCCAUGUGCGUUCCUCUCCUCCCAUGCCAUGCCAUCCCUGGCGGGGCUAGCCACCAUGCUGCUGCUGAUGCCGUUCAACGGGGUGCUCAUGGGGCGCCUCUCCGCGGUGCGGCACCGCCUCAUAGCACGCACCGAUGCGCGCGUGCGCCUGCUCUCCGAGGCCGUGGGGGCCGUGCGCGCCGUGAAGCUCAACGGGUGGGAGGCGCUGUUCAAAGGGCGCAUAGAGGCGAGGCGGGCGGAGGAGAUGAAGGAGAUCACUGUGUCCGUGCUGCUGGGUGGGUGGGUUUGCUGGCCCCGGGUUUGUGAUGCACGGGUGGGUGCUGUGCUCCGGGCCAUGCAUGGGGGCCAUGCAUGGGGCCAUGCAUGGGGGCCAUGCAUGGGGGCCAUGCAUGGGGGCCAUGCAUGGGGCCAUGCAUGGGGGCCAUGCAUGGGGGCCAUGCAUGGGGCCAUGCAUGGGGGCCAUGCAUGGGGGCCAUGCAUGGGGGCCAUGCAUGGGGGCCAUGCAUGGGGGCCAUGCAUGGGGGCCAUGCAUGGGGGCCAUGCAUGGGGGCCAUGCAUGGGGCCAUGCAUGGGAGCCAUGGUCCUUUUCGCCGACUACAUCACACCCAUGCUCGUCCGGUCCGUGGCUCCAUGCUCCCUGUGCCUCCUGUGUCCCCACCCCCACACACCACCACCAGAGGCCAUGGGGCUAUUCGUGUACUACCUCACGCCCAUGGUCGUCAGUGUCGUCUCCCUCGCCGCCUAUGUGCUGCUCGGCCGCCCGCUCACUGCCGACGUCGCCUUCCCCGCCCUCGCCCUCUUCAACCUCCUCAGGUUCCCCCUCGCCAUGAUUCCCGAUCAAAUCAACGACUACGUGCAAGCCAAGGUCUCCGCGGGCCGUGUUGAAAAGUUUCUGCUGCUGCCCGAGAUCGUUCCUUUGGAAGAGGAGCCGGGCAGCCAGAAGGGUAGCAUAAAGCUUUGCAAUGCCUCUUUCUCCUGGGGAGGUGGGGCAGGCGAAGUGGAGAGCGCCAGUGAUGCUGAUGGCAGUGGCCGCAAUGAUUCGAGCACUAUUGGUGCUGGUGGCAGCGGUGGCAGUGGCAGUGCUGUGGCAGUGGGUGCGAAUGGCAUAGGUGCAUGUGAAGCAAAGGAGGAGGGAGGGAAGCAGGGAGGGAAGAAGGGGGGGGAGGGGGGAGAAGGGGCGUUGGCACUAUGUGAUGUGACGUUGGACAUUCCUCCAGGGCAGCUUGUGAUCGUGGUGGGCGAGGUAGGGGCGGGCAAGUCGUCACUGCUGGCGGGGCUGCUGGGGGAAAUUACUCGCGUGGCGGGCAGUGUGUCCGUGGCAGGCCGCGUGGCGUACACCAGCCAGGCUGGUGAGACAAAAGGUAGUUUUUUCGCAGCAGGCUAUGGCAGACUCUGUGCCAGCCUCAUCGCCACGUGCACCCGCCUCAUCGCCACGUGCACCCUCCUCAUCGCCACGUGCACCCGCCUCAUCGCCACGUGCACCCGCCUCAUCGCCACGUGCACCCGCCUCAUCGCCACGUGCACCCGCCUCAUCGCCACGUGCACCCUCCUCAUCGCCACGUGCACCCGCCUCAUCGCCACGUGCACCCGCCUCAUCGCCACGUGCACCCGCCUCAUCGCCACGUGCACCCGCCUCAUCGCCACGUGCACCCGCCUCAUCGCCACGUGCACCCGCCUCAUCGCCACGUGCACCCGCCUCAUCGCCACGUGCACCCGCCUCAUCGCCACGUGCACCCGCCUCAUCGCCACGUGCACCCUCCUCAUCGCCACGUGCACCCGCCUCAUCGCCACGUGCACCCGCCUCAUCGCCACGUGCACCCGCCUCAUCGCCACGUGCACCCUCCUCAUCGCCACGUGCACCCGCCUCAUCGCCACGUGCACCCGCCUCAUCGCCACGUGCACCCGCCUCAUCGCCACGUGCACCCGCCUCAUCGCCACGUGCACCCGCCUCAUCGCCACGUGCACCCGCCUCAUCGCCACGUGCACCCGCCUCAUCGCCACGUGCACCCUCCUCAUCGCCACGUGCACCCUCCUCAUCGCCACGUGCACCCUCCUCAUCGCCACGUGCACCCACCUCAUCGCCACGUGCACCCGCCUCAUCGCCACGUGCACCCGCCUCAUCGCCACGUGCACCCGCCUCAUCGCCACGUGCACCCGCCUCAUCGCCACGUGCACCCUCCUCAUCGCCACGUGCACCCUCCUCAUCGCCACGUGCACCCUCCUCAUCGCCACGUGCACCCUCCUCACCACUCUGCAUGCUGACCCCUGGAUUCUCAAUGCCACGGUGCGCGACAACAUCCUCAUGGGGGCGGCGGGCGACACAGCCGCCGCAGUGGACGAGGGGUGGUACCAGCGAGCCAUAGACGUGUGUGCGCUGAGGCACGACCUCGCCAUGCUGGCCGGCGGUGACCUGGCUGAGAUCGGCGAGCGCGGUGCGUGUCAGUUGCGAUUCCUCCCCCCUCCACUGCUACCUCCCCCCUCCACUGCUACCUCCCCCCUCCACUGCUACCUCCCCCCUCCACUGCUACCUCCCCCCUCCACUGCUACCUCCCCCCUCCACUGCUACCUCCCCCCUCCACUGCUACCUCCCCCCUCCACUGCUACCUCCCCCCUCCACUGCUACCUCCCCCCUCCACUGCUACCUCCCCCCUCCACUGCUACCUCCCCCCUCCACUGCUACCUCCCCCCUCCACUGCUACCUCCCCCCUCCACUGCUACCUCCCCCCUCCACUGCUACCUCCCCCCUCCACUGCUACCUCCCCACUCCACUGCUACCUCCCCCCUCCACUGCUACCUCCCCCCUCCACUGCUACCUCCCCCCUCCACUGCUACCUCCCCCCUCCACUGCUACCUCCCCCCUCCACUGCUACCUCCCCCCUCCACUGCUACCUCCCCCCUCCACUGCUACCUCCCCCCUCCACUGCUACCUCCCCCCUCCACUGCUACCUCCCCCCUCCACUGCUACCUCCCCCCUCCACUGCUACCUCCCCCCUCCACUGCUACCUCCCCCCUCCACUGCUACCUCCCCUCUCCACUGCUACCUCCCCUCUCCACUGCUACCUCCCCUCUCCACUGCUACCUCCCUGCAACGCCAUCUCGUCCACCCCCCCCGCCCGUCCACCCACCAGGCAUCAACCUGUCGGGGGGGCAGAAGCACCGAGUGGCGCUGGCGAGGGCGGUGUAUGCGCGGGCCGAUGUGGUGCUGCUGGACGACCCGCUCAGUGCUGUUGACACUCAUGUGGGCCGCCACCUGUUCACAGAGUGUAUCUGCGGUGAGCUGGCGGGGACCACGCGUGUGCUGGUGACACAUCAGCUGCAGUAUGCAUCGCAUGCUGACGUCAUCAUCGUCAUCAGAGCCGGCCGUGUGACUGCCAUGGGCACAUUUGACGAGCUGCAGGCCAGGCAGGAGAGGUCGUCGAGGUUUUCGGCGUUUGUGGAUGCCACCAUGCCAAGAGAAGCUGCUGCUCUGCGCCGAAUUGCUUCGGCAAAGUCUGUGGCGGCGAGCGAGGGAUGA
Messenger RNA from Closterium sp. Naga37s-1, 13437 nucleotides. The record is from the annotation of a GenBank genome assembly. Lineage: Eukaryota; Viridiplantae; Streptophyta; Zygnematophyceae; Desmidiales; Closteriaceae.